UCUAAUAAUUCUAUCGUUUAAAAAAAUAAAAAAAAUAAAAAAAUCAUAUCUCCAAAUCUAGGCAAUUACUUAAUGCACUGCCAUCACCACUCGCCCUAUAAAAACCAGGUACUCACGGGCUCGCCAUCUCCAACUCUCUCUCUCUCUCUCUCUCUCGCCAUGCAACAGUGAUUAAUUUAGUCACAUUACUCACCACAACACACAAAUUUAAGUCCUUCAAUCCAAUCCAAUCCAAUCCGGUCCAGUCCAAUCCGUAACUCUAAAAUGGCAGUCGCCGCCGCCAUUUCCGUCCUUCUCCAACUGCUCGUAGGACUCUAUAGUCCAGUCCAUGCCAAUCCCAUAAAAAAUAUAGUUGUUCUAGUGAUGGAGAACAGGUCGUUCGACCACAUGCUAGGGUGGAUGAAGAAAAUCAACCCAGAAAUCAACGGAGUGGACGGCUCCGAGUCCAACCCUCUCUCCACCACCGACCCCAACUCCAAGCGCUUCUUCUUCAAGAACGAGUCUCUCUAUGUGGACCCUGAUCCUGGUCACUCCUUCCAAGCCAUCCGAGAGCAGAUAUUCGGGUCGGAUAACACGGCGGCCGACCCGCCUCCCAUGAAUGGGUUUGCUCAGCAGGCUUACUCCAUGGACAACACCACCGCCAUGUCUCAGGACGUUAUGAAUGGAUUCGAUCCUGAUAUGGUUGCUGUCUACAAAACUCUUGUUUCUGAAUUUGCCGUCUUUGACAGGUGGUUCGCCUCACUGCCAACCUCAACACAGCCGAAUCGGCUCUACGUGCAUUCAGGGACAUCAGCUGGUGCAACAAGCAACAUCCCAGCCCUUCUCGCCAAGGGUUACCCUCAAAGAACCAUCUUCCAGAACCUCGAUGACGCGGGAAUAUCCUUCGGGAUAUACUACCAAAACAUUCCAUCUACAUUGUUCUACAGGAACUUGAGGAAGGUCAAGUACAUAUUCAAGUUCCAUCGGUACAAAACCUUCAAGAGACAUGCAAACGAAGGGAAACUACCCGGGUACACCGUCAUAGAACAGAGGUACUUUGACAUCAAGAGUGCACCUGCAAAUGACGAUCAUCCCUCCCAUGACGUGUACCACGGGCAAAUGUUUGUAAAGGAGGUGUACGAGACACUAAGAGCAAGCCCUCAGUGGAACGACACCCUAUUCAUCAUCACGUAUGAUGAACAUGGGGGUUUCUAUGAUCAUGUGCCUACACCGGUUCGUGGAGUCCCCAGCCCUGACAGGAUCGUGGGGCCGGAACCUUUCUUCUUUCAGUUUGACCGGUUGGGAGUUAGGGUUCCAACGAUCAUGGUCUCACCAUGGAUAGAGAAGGGUACAGUCGUUCAUGGUCCUAAUGGAUCGCCAUUUCUGACUUCGGAAUUUGAACACUCGUCUAUUCCCGCAACAGUCAAGAAGAUCUUCAACCUAACUGCACCCUUCCUAACAAAGAGGGAUGAAUGGGCUUGUACCUUUGAAGGCAUUGUCCAAACACGGACAGAACCCCGAACUGACUGCCCAGAGCAACUGCCAACACCAGUCGCCAUCAGAAAGAGUGAGCCUAACGAAGAUGCCAAGCUUACAGAAUUUCAGCAGGAGAUGAUACAACUCGCGGCAGUUCUAAAAGGAGACAACAUAUUUACAAGUUACCCCCAAAAGACAGGGAAGGCGAUGACGGUCAAGGAUGGGAAGAAAUACGCAGAUGAUGCAGUUAAAGGAUUCUUUGAAGGGGGGCUUUACGCUAAGAGAAUGGGAGUUAAUGAGGAGCGGAUUGUCCAGAUGAAACCUCCCUUACUUCGAGAUCGUCCAGAACUUCACCAGAACACCCAUAGAAAUCUGGCAGUGGAUCCUCGGGUGCAUAUGUAAAAGAGCAAUCAUAUAUUUAUCUAGUUGUACAAAUCCAAGGAAAGAAAUGAAAUAAUCAAAUGAAGUUUGAGCAUUUCUGUAUUUCAAUUUAUUUUGCCCAUCUCGAAUUCCAAGUUCUUAAACCGUAUCUUGAUAUCUGGGAGAAAAAAAUAAAAAUCCCCCCUCAAACUGUACUGAGGAGUUCGAAGAGACAAUUCGGACCUUAAGAGCUGAAA
Malus domestica (apple) is the source of this 2072-nucleotide messenger RNA. RefSeq names its product non-specific phospholipase C2. Gene Ontology annotation, molecular function: hydrolase activity, acting on ester bonds. The record is from RefSeq and is a predicted model, not a curated record. Gene Ontology annotation, biological process: phospholipid catabolic process. NCBI's taxonomy places the organism in Eukaryota, Viridiplantae, Streptophyta, Magnoliopsida, Rosales, Rosaceae.